Messenger RNA from Chrysemys picta bellii (western painted turtle), 1299 nucleotides. RefSeq names its product malate dehydrogenase 2 (gene MDH2). Gene Ontology annotation, molecular function: L-malate dehydrogenase (NAD+) activity. Gene Ontology annotation, cellular component: cytoplasm; mitochondrion. Gene Ontology annotation, biological process: tricarboxylic acid cycle; malate metabolic process. The record is from RefSeq and is a predicted model, not a curated record. NCBI's taxonomy places the organism in Eukaryota, Metazoa, Chordata, Testudines, Emydidae.
CUGUCUCGCGUUGCCCGCAGGCCGGAGGCGAUCUCGCGGUGCUGGCUUGCGCGCUGCCUGUGGUGGAGGUCGUUGGAGUCACCGUCCCGGGCCCGUCAUGCUGCUCGCCCGCCUCAGCGGCCCCGCCGCCGCGCUCCGCAAGGGGAUCGCCACCUCGGCGCAGAGCAAUGCUAGAGUGGCAGUGCUUGGUGCCUCUGGAGGGAUUGGCCAACCUCUUUCCCUUCUAUUGAAGAAUAGCCCCUUAGUGAGCCACCUCAACCUGUAUGAUAUUGCUCACACCCCUGGCGUUGCAGCUGACCUUAGCCACAUUGAGACAAGAGCCAAUGUCAAAGGUUUUAUUGGAUCUGAGCAGUUGCCAGACUGUUUAAAGGGCUGUGAAGUUGUAGUUAUUCCUGCAGGAGUCCCUAGAAAACCAGGUAUGACCCGUGAUGACCUGUUCAAUACCAACGCUACCAUUGUUGCGAAUUUGACGUCUGCCUGUGCCAAGCACUGUCCAGAAGCCAUGAUCUGCAUUAUUGCUAACCCGGUAAAUUCUACCAUCCCAAUAACCUCUGAAAUUUUUAAGAAGCAUGGGGUUUAUAAUCCCAACAGAAUCUUUGGUGUUACCACACUGGACAUUGUCAGAGCAAAUACUUUUGUGGCUGAACUAAAGGGCUUCGAUCCAGCUCGAGUAAAUGUUCCUGUUAUUGGUGGCCAUGCAGGGAAAACGAUCAUCCCUCUGAUCUCUCAGUGUACACCAAGAGUGGAGUUCCCUCAGGAUCAAUUGGAAACACUUACAGGGAGAAUUCAGGAGGCUGGUACUGAAGUUGUGAAAGCUAAAGCAGGAGCAGGAUCUGCCACCUUAUCUAUGGCAUAUGCUGGUGCCAGGUUUGUCUUUUCUGUCCUGGAUGCAAUGAAUGGAAAGGAAGGGGUUAUUGAAUGUUCCUUUGUUAGAUCGGAAGAAACGGAGUGCCCAUACUUCUCCACACCUUUGCUACUUGGGAAAAAUGGAAUUGAGAAGAAUCUAGGUAUUGGCAAGAUCUCUCCGUAUGAAGAAAAGAUGAUAGUUGGGGCCAUGACUGAGCUGAAAGCUUCUAUCAAGAAGGGAGAGGAGUUUGUGAAGAGCAUGAAGUGAAGAGCGGAUGGGGAAGAAGAAUCACAGUUUCCUUAAUUUAUUAAGGCAUCAUGUCACUUUAAAAGACUCCAGAUGCAAAGCACAAGCUUUGAUCAAAGUCACUCUGUAUUAGUGUAUUAUCUGCUCUCAAUUUGUCAAUUGGAAUCUACUCAUCAAUAAAACAGCCUCCUAUUUUUUUCAGGGUA